AGUCUGCCUUCGAUUUUGAACAACUCCUGGUUUGCGGCUUUGACUAUGAUUGGGCGUGUUCUUGCAAUAUCCGUUCACGUCAUUCCAGGAAAAAGCUGAGAUACGGAUGCCGAUGGGCGCUGAAUGAUAUGUCAACAACGUGCAGAAUUGCUGCAACUGAUUCAUUCUACAUGUUCCGUACAAACCAGGACCGAUGUCGACCACUCGAUGUAUUACUUCAAUUUCUGUAACAUUAAUGUUGCUCCACGUCUGCACGAAUAAUUGACGGGCCUUAUUCACCCUCAAGGGCUAGCUAACUAGCUAGCCAGCUAAUGCAGAGCCACGUUUGUGUAUGAUCGCGUUGCUUAUGAUUUUGACGCAUGCCAUGUGAUCGGCGAGUGUGUCGAAUAAAGCCCACAUUUUUCUACUAAGUGGCAAACAGAGACAAUGCCACUUGAAGUGGGACCGUCACCCUCUGGUAAAGACAAUGGACAGAAGGACCCACCACGCAAGCCGGAGAAGGCCAGCCGGGCAAGUGGAGAGCCCACCCCUGGCCCAUCCAGUGCCCCCCAGAGACAGGGCUACUGCAGCUGCUGUCAAGUGUUCUACAGCAGUGUGGAGCAGCACCUGAUGAGUCCGAAGCACAAGGAGGUAGUGCGGACUGCUCGGAGUGCUGUCGCCACAGGCAGCCUGAUGGACAGGUUCCUGCAGGAUGUCAUGAGGCACCAUCCCCAUCGCUACAUUGACACACGGCCGACCCAUGCAGAUCUGCCAUGUCUGACCACCUUACCAGCCCCACGGGAGGAGCUUUCAGAGGUUUACUGUGGAUCUAAGGAUGACGGAGCGUCAGUUGGGACGCGAGAGGAGAUGCCCAGCUCAGAUGACGAAUCCUGUCCUCCUGCACCCACGCAGAAGGCUUCGUUGGCUUCAAAGAAGGAUGCGCCAGCGGCCACCAUCACGUCCGUGAAGGCUGCGGAUAUUCCCACAACAAGUACGCACGGUUGCUUGGACAGCUUUAAGACUCAUCUGAACCCACCGCUGUCCAGAAAGGACUCGCCCACACAAGGGUUUUUGCACAGGACUAGUAGCACUUCAUUACAAACCCUCUCGCAGUCAAAGUCCUACUCCAAGCACACCACAAAAGUACCUACAAAGUUAGCUAGCGCACAACCCCAAUCGCCCGCAGACCCUUUGCAUUCAAAAGACCCAUCGCCUGAACAGCCCAGUACCUCUCAGCCUCAGCACCGAAAAGCUAACAAGAAGACCAACCGACGUGGGGAAGGGGAUGACUCAGCCUCUGGCUCUCUAGUUGGAGCGCAAUCUUCCAGGGUCCCCACGUCAAAAGCCCCCGCUCUCAGCAGACCAGCAUUUGAGAGUACUGUCCUCUGGGCCCCAGCGAUACCCCCUUGGAAAGCUGCCCAUCAAGAGCGCACCUUCUCGGAUGUCUCGGACCAGAUAAACCAAGUGAUCAACGACGUUAUCGACCUCCAUUGUUACGGGCGAGUCCGCGAGCAGAAGAAACCGGACAUCGCUGACGAUGACGACGACGGCGAGGGAAGCUUCCGUCUGAGCCUGCACUCCAUGAGCAACUCGGCAGGAAGCAGGGGGUGGGAUGACACGCUGCAGGCUGCCCUGGGCACCACAAAGGUGGACGAGAAGAACCUCACAGGCCUCAUGGAGACCCACAUCAGUCUGGAGGACCAGAAGUACAAGAGCCAGCUGGACUCUGCCCUGAAGCCGGCACAGGACACGGAGGAGGAGAUUGGGGAGACCGAAGCAACAACGGUUAGCAGAGCAGACGUGGGUGCGGACGAGGUGCUGCCGGACCUCCCUCAUAUCCCGCCGUCGUUUGUUGGGAAGACUUGGGCCCAGGUGAUGCAGGAGGAUGACCUGAAGAUCGACUCGCUGGUGAAGGAGUUCCGUGAGGGAUCCUUCCGCUGCUACUUUGACACGGAGUCUCUGGCUCGCUACGGGAAACACCGGCGGAGAAAGACACGCAGGAAGACACGCGACCCUCAGCCCCAGGAGAAUGUCGAUACCACCGCCACAGUGGACUGCACAGAUGUCCUCCCUCUCAUGGAGCAUACUGAGGAGGAUGUUGUCAUCGAGGAGCAGCAGCAGCCAUUGCCAGUAAAGGAGCAGACAGCGCAGCCUCAAAAGCGCUUCUAUCGCCUCGCGUCUCGCUGUCAGGUGGUCAAGGUCAGUCACGGGACUCAGACGACCGGCGUGAGCUGGCCCAUGGUCCGUCGCAAAACAGUCGAAGAGAUAAGAGCGUCGCUGGACGAUGCCGAGCCUCCGCAGGAGUUGGGGCAAGUGACCAAUUCUGCCAAUGAAACGCCCAAAAUGAAGACCAGGCUCUGCGCUCUAAGCCUGCCGGCCUCCUACAGUAAGGUGAUGAGCCCGCUUCAGCCCAAAACGGUCGUUUACGUGCUCUCAUCCCCGGCGGACACUGCGCCGAGCCUCAGCAAGCAGCCGGGCAAGCGCAGGCCAGGCGGAGGAAGGAAGAAGAAGACGUGCGACCUGGACAGCGCCUACAAGUACAAAUACAAACGGACUCCGCUGAAAUACUACGACCCACUCACCAACCGGAUUUUAAAGUCCCCACCGAAAGGCGUGCCCAGCACGCCCAACCCCAAAUAUUACCCACAUGUGCGGCAGCUCUUCCGCAGCCUUAGUCCGGACAACAACAAAGAGCGCUACGCGUUCGAGUUCGGGAGCGAGUCCUGGGGGUCUCCGCGGGGCUGGGCCAGCAGCAGCGUGGCCGACCUCUGCGCGUCCAGCGCGGGUUCCUGCCUGGACAGCGCGGGGCCCUCGGAGCCCGGCUCCUCUCUGUCCAGCAGCCGCCGGGCCCUCUUCAGCCGCUCCUCCUCCGGCAGCCGGUUCCUGCUGGGCACGCUGACCCCAGCGCCGUCGGUCGCCGACAGCGCCCCCAUGGUCCCGGCGGGCUCCCAGACGAGCAGCCGUGGAAAGACGUCCUCCGCUGCGGCGGCGGUGGCGGCGGACCAGGCUGGAGGUCCAGGGCAGGGCAGGCGGAAGAGGAGGUGUGGGGAUAAGGCGAGAUCUUUGACGCCAGCCAAGAAUCCGGCCUCCCCUCCGUACAAGAGGAGGAAAAAAUCAGCCAAGCCCAGGGCCAAAGGGAAGGGAGGGGGGUCUCUGCAGCGGGCGGUGCAUCCCCGUAAGUCGCCGGAGGGCAGGACGUCUCCCAGGGGCAAAGCUGCCACCAGGACUUCUCCGAGAACUACACCAAGAACCCGAUCACGUUUGAGGCCCUAAAUAGAUUCACAUUAUCCCAUAAUUUAGGAGUGUGUGUGUGUGUGUGUGUGUGUGUGUGUGUCUCAACCCUGGUGAACCACCAGCAAAAUGUGUGUGUGUCUACAGCUGAUUGAAUUCAGCAGAUGAUCAUAAUGCCAUUGAGAGCUUACAAGAAAAUCUCCCCUCUGUGUGGUAUGGCAGGGCUGGUGGUGAAGUACAUAGUGUUAAUGGUCUUCCAAGAGCAACAUUCAGAAACCCUGAUGUACACAUCUAAAUAGGUGCAGUCAGUUCUCUUUUAUAAUGCAGUAACUGUUGCUGAGUUAAGAGGUUGUGUAGCAUCACAGAGACAUACGUCAACAGUAUACCAGACCUCAGCCUUUUUAAAGUUGUCUGUAGACAAUGUUCAGAACCAAAAUUAAAAUAGAUUGACUUCAGGUGUGUACCCACAUCCUGAAAUGACAAUGUCAAAUCUGUUCUCAUGAGACUAGAAGCUGUGUAAUACCUUGAGGACCAAGAAACAUGUAGGUGAUUUACAAAUCUUUGAAUGGGUUGUAAUGUGUACACCAAUAGUGUCUCACCCUGACCUAUCAUAGUCGAGUCUCAGCCAUUUGUUUAUAUCUACAAUAUGAAGAGGUAAACACAUUAGAAUAAUGGAGUGUUGUUUUCAUUCUCAGCUUAAACCCUGAUGUAAUAGUUUUUUUCCCCCAAAAUAAUUGGCACCCCUAAUGACAAGAUCAGUGGAAUGGUACAGAUCACUUUGUGUCCAAGUUUCCUGUUUGUGUUGAUUUUAUUUAUUUUUUUCCCCUGAGGGAUCCAUCAUUCCCACUGAAAGUGUAUGACAGUCUGAUAAGUACGUUCAUUUAAAUUUCUCUGUGUCUAUUUAUUAAUUUGACCUAAUUCAUUUCAUGAUGAAAUACCAGGAAUUGCAAACAAUUUAAAAUGCAAGGGUGCCAAACAUGAAAAGUUGAGACAAAUCAAUAUAGGAUUAAUGUUGCUGUAGCUCAUGUUUUAACAUGAGAAUCACUUUACAAAUUAAAAAUUAUAAUAAUUGGUUCACCCCUGCUUUCCUAAAUAUACUGUAGAAUUGUUCUUAAUUGAAACUAUCGAGUCUGUAAAACCUUUCCCUAAUCUCAACAUUUUGUUUCGCUGACAAAACCAUUCUAGUCAUCAUGCUCUACCACUUUUUUCACUUUAACAGGUGAAAACGUGAAUGUAGGAUGAUUUUUUUUUUUAGAACAGUUUAUACCUCAAGUAUCAGUGAGAUGAGUAGAUUGCGGUGACUCUUAUAUUUGGAGGGAAUUUCCUUAAGCACAUGGGUUUAAACUUGAAUAUGUUUUAAAGAUUUGGCACGACUAAAAUUUGCAUCUUGUUUCUGUACUUCAUUUGUUAUAGAUGUUGUGCUGUAUCCACACAUUGUGCACUGAUCUCUUUGUAUCUUGUUUUCUGUGCUAACCAAUUCUUUAAAGGUGCUAUGUGUUGUUGGUUCAGCUUAAAAAAAGAAUACUAGUUUAAAAAAAGGGCAUGGCAGCAUGUGAAAAAAACAACCAUUUUGACAGAAUAUCAAAAAUUCCUAUUCCAUUCGUUUCCCCAGAUACACACUAAAGUUGGCAUGCAAACCAGCUAGGUUGACCCAGCUGUCUUGCAGCAUCACUGUGUGCUGCUGUAUUAAAUACAAUGUGAGUUGAUGGAAGAGUGCCUUGUUGCUAUGAGACAACUCGGAGCCUACAGAACUCUGCAUAGCACUUUUAACCACAGAGGGCCCUAACUGAAAGAUGGGUAAAGUGCAGCUGUGGUAUCAUUUUUCUUGAGUUUCUCAGUUAAUGAAAUGUUUAGUUUAACCAUGUAUAUGAGCUAUGGGAAUAUGGUUCCCUUCACACAACAUAUUCAGUCUAACUAAAGCUAAUUUAAUAACUAGACAAGAUUUACUAGUUUACCAUCAUGAGCAAGACAUUGAAGCCCAAACAUUGAUGAGUCAGCUCAAUGCUCCCAUGUGCCACACGAUAGCUGUAUUCCAUGCAUGAGAACUGUGCUUGAUGACAUACUCUGCACUUUGCCCACCAAAUUAAUUAGGGCCCAUAGUCUGCUACAUGCCGGUGUCCUUUGGGAAAGCUUUGUGGUUGAAAUAUUCCAACAAAACUUAAGCAUAAAACUCAAGCAUACUUUGAGAGCAUGACCUGUUUUGCCGAUAUCAGCCUGUUAUUUCCAGAAUUUGCUGUAUUAUUUUAUUGUCAGUUACAACAGAGAUGAACUUGAGAUGUGCAUGUCCUGGUGGUAUUACAGUUGUCCGCACAUCAUGAUAUUUUUCCACAAUCACGUUGGUGUUGCAAUUCCAGAAACAUAUUGUUUAAUUACUGUAACAACUGCAGAGAAGAUGUUGAUAAAUUGCAUUCACCAUGAUAAGCUACAUUGUCUUCACAUAUUAUGUUCAUAGUCAUUCUCAGGAAAUUGAAUUUUGUUUGUUAAAUUAAUUGAUGUUGAUCAUCAUAGGUGCUGAAAAUUCUUGACUUGGCCGGGUAUUGUGAACUGGUUCUCUGGUGAGGGUGUUUUGUCUGUGUGCUCUGAAAACAAUGUCAGUUUAAAAAAAAGUAAAUAUGGGGACACUAGCUUUUAUUUUGCUACUGCGCUGAUUUAAGAAAAGAUGUUAUUCAUUCCUUUGGAAGGACAGAUUCAUCAGACACAUCAUUCACCCUCCUUUCCUCCACAUUCUUCCUGAAGUGGGACUGCUUACAUAGGUUAUUACAUGUGGUGAAGGAAACAGAUGCACCAUAUUUCACCUCUUAAUGAUACCUACCCAGUAGUUUGAUUGUUUUUUCUUUGAAAAAAAUCUGAAGGAUUUAUCUGAUGUGCAAUGUUUCAUAGCUGUCCACUAGGUUGUAUGGGAGCACUAUACAUGAAAAUAACUGUAAUGAAAUGAAUUGUCAUUCUUCCAUCCAUGUCAGCCCAGUUGAAGUCCUAUGGGAAAAGAUGGAGGUGGUUGAAAAACUGUAUUUUACACUGCCGCCAAAACAUCACCAAAACAUAAUCAGUGCUGAAAAGUCCAUUAAAAAAAUAAAAAGUCCCAUCCCUU
Messenger RNA from Alosa sapidissima (American shad), 6298 nucleotides. It is a transcript of the gene zdbf2, whose product is annotated as zinc finger, DBF-type containing 2. Lineage: Eukaryota; Metazoa; Chordata; Actinopteri; Clupeiformes; Clupeidae. Bases 427 to 3252 code for a protein of 941 amino acids. Gene Ontology annotation, molecular function: nucleic acid binding; zinc ion binding. The record is from RefSeq and is a predicted model, not a curated record. The transcript has 7 exons.